UUCCCUGUCCCGGCUGCCCUUUCCACUCCUUCGCGGGGCCGGCCGCCCCUCCGGCCCCAGGAUGCAGAAUGUGAUUAACACGGUGAAGGGAAAGGCACUGGAAGUGGCUGAGUACCUGACCCCGGUCCUCAAGGAAUCAAAGUUUAAGGAAACAGGAGUUAUCACCCCAGAAGAGUUUGUGGCAGCUGGAGAUCACUUAGUCCACCACUGUCCAACAUGGCAAUGGGCUACAGGGGAAGAAUUGAAAGUGAAGGCUUACCUACCAUCAGGCAAACAAUUUUUGGUCACCAAAAAUGUUCCAUGCUACAAGCGGUGUAAACAGAUGGAAUAUUCAGAUGAAUUGGAAGCUAUCAUUGAAGAAGAUGAUGGCGAUGGGGGAUGGGUAGAUACUUAUCAUAAUACAGGUAUUGCAGGAAUAACUGAAGCAGUUAAGGAGAUUACACUGGAAAGCAAGGACAGUGUAAAACUCCAAGAUUGCUCAGCUUUAUGUGAGGAGGAGGAAGAGGAAGACGAAGGAGAAGCUGCAGAUAUGGAAGAAUAUGAAGAGAGUGGAUUGUUGGAAACAGAUGAGGCUACUCUAGAUACAAGGAAAAUAGUAGAAGCUUGUAAAGCUAAAACUGAUGCUGGAGGUGAGGAUGCUAUUUUGCAAACCAGAACUUAUGACCUUUACAUCACUUAUGAUAAAUAUUACCAGACACCACGACUAUGGUUGUUCGGCUAUGAUGAGCAACGACAGCCUUUAACAGUUGAGCACAUGUAUGAAGACAUCAGUCAAGAUCAUGUGAAGAAAACAGUGACCAUUGAAAAUCACCCUCAUCUCCCACCACCUCCUAUGUGUUCAGUUCACCCAUGCAGGCAUGCUGAGGUGAUGAAGAAAAUCAUUGAGACUGUUGCAGAAGGAGGGGGAGAACUUGGUGUUCAUAUGUAUCUUCUAAUUUUCUUGAAAUUUGUACAAGCUGUCAUUCCAACAAUAGAAUAUGACUACACAAGACACUUCACGAUGUAACAGAGAGUAUAGAAUCUACCCUAAUUAUUGGUUCUGAUUUUUAAGGAAUUAACCCAUAGAUGUGACCAUUGACCAUAUUCACCAAUAUGUACAAUUUCUCUAAUAAAGAGACUUAUGUUUAUGCAUUAAAUAAAAAAUGUUCCACUACCAGCCUUAUUUGUUUAAUAAAAAUGAGUGUAUGAGUGUAAA
Bubalus bubalis (water buffalo) is the source of this 1195-nucleotide messenger RNA. It is a transcript of the gene ATG3, whose product is annotated as autophagy related 3. Gene Ontology annotation, biological process: autophagosome assembly; nucleophagy; autophagy of mitochondrion. Gene Ontology annotation, cellular component: cytoplasmic ubiquitin ligase complex; cytosol. Gene Ontology annotation, molecular function: Atg8-family ligase activity. The transcript has 12 exons. The coding region runs from base 62 to 1006 and encodes 314 amino acids. NCBI's taxonomy places the organism in Eukaryota, Metazoa, Chordata, Mammalia, Artiodactyla, Bovidae. The record is from RefSeq and is a predicted model, not a curated record.